UAAACGAAACAAAUAGGAAGUGGCAAUAGAGGAAAGGAAAUGAAGUAAAAAGACAUGCCUCUCCCUGCCCAUGCCCAACGCCCUUCUGCAAGCCUCACACUGAAGUUCUCCUGCAGACACUCAUCCAUAACUCAAAAAACAGCUGUCUAGUCAUAUUGCCAGCAUUCCUAGAUGAUGACAUGCCUCCCCUGCACCAAAUCCUUGCAUAACGAGACAGACAGAGGUGACAGCCAUGCCCAGGACCAAGGGACACGAACAACAAGUGUUACAUCACGUCUUGCUUCAUCCUCGCCCGCUGGACCUCGUGGCUCACCAUUAUCAGAAAUAUCUCUUGACCCAGACCCUGAAACACAGCAAGGGAGGAAGGAACAGCAAGCACACGGCACCAUUUGGCAUUCCUCUUCGUUAGCUGUGAGUGACAUGGUCAGCACCAUGUCACCGACGGCGAUGGCCACACGCCGCAGCUCACGGAGGGUCCUGCAGCCUCGGAACAGAAGGAUGUUGUCUUCUUCGCCGGAAAGUCCGCCUGCAAGGAAAAGAAUGCGAGUAAAGGAGAUCAAGAAGAAAGUGAAGGUCGAGAAGAAAGAAGAGUCCUCUGAUGAGACAUAUUCCCCACAUGAGAGACCAUCUGUAAGAAAGAAUAUGCAAGGAAAAAGGAUAAAGAAGGAAGUGAAGGAGGAGGAAGAAGAGAAUGCCCAUGAUGAGAACACCUCCAUGCCUCCCGUUAUCCUCUCGGAGUUUGAACGGAAGAUCCAAGAGAGGAUAGCAGAGCGGAACAGACUGAUGGCGAGCCUCGGCAUCCUGAAGGUGAAGGAGGAACUCAACGCCAGCGUGGCCGAGGCGCGGAAGAAGAAAGCCGUCUACAGGGGGAUCGUGAGGGAGCAAAAGAGCCAGGAGCCUGUGGUGAUCCGCCGUAGCUUACGUCAGCAGCAGCUCACCCCAGACGGCCUCAACCUGACCCUGCCCAGUGAUGAGCAGGUGGCACGCGCUGAAAAGAGAGCCGCCUCACCUGUUGACGACCACUCCCGCCCCCAGCCAGGUCCCGCCCCACUGAUGGACUUCUACAAGGCAUCAAACAGAGAGGAGUGUGAGGCCAUGCUGCAAGACCUGGCCACUGUGUCCUCCUCCUCCUCCUCGGGCAUGGUUGAGGUUUGGGGCGGCUCCACAGACGAAGUGGUGAACAGGCUGAAGCAGUUGAGCUUGGUGGAGGAGCGCGUGGUGAAGGUUGUUCCUGACCGCAUCUUCUCCGCCUGCUUCCACCCGACCGUGGAGAAGAUGGUGGUGAUGGUGGGCGGGAAGUGGGGCGGCCUGGGUAUAUGGGAAGUUGGGCGGGAGGACGAAAGCAAUGGGGCGUACUGUUUCCAGCCACACGCACGUCCCAUCAACUGCAUGUCUGUCAGUCCUGGCGACCCCUGCCUCGUACACACCACCAGCUACGACGGGUCCCUGCGGCAGACUGACCUCCAUGCUGCCCAGGUCAAGGAGCUGUACGGACUUGACGACGACCAGCGGAAUAGUUUUCUUUGUUGGCACGCACAGCAGGAUGCCCACACCUUCCUGCUGGCCGCUAGUCUGGGCAGAGUCAUGCAGGUGUGUGUGUGUGUUGAUGCAAGGUGUGAUGGCAGACUGGCUAAAGAACUCUUGGUGCAUGACUGGAAGAAUGUGAAGGUGGUCACUGCGCACCCUCACCACACACACUACUAUGCAACCGGCGGCAGUGACGGGCUGGUGUGUCUCUGGGAUGUCCGCAGUCACAAGAAAAACAAGCCCAUUGAUUCUGUGGUGCACGGACGAAAUGUUACUGGCCUGGAGUUCUCCUCUUCGGGUGAAGUUCUGGUGUCCACCUCGCAUGACGAUUACCUGCGCUUCAUUACCUGUGACGGGACGGCCCUCGAAGUGGAGAGGAAGAUCAAGCACAACAACCACACGGGACGCUGGCUGACCACCUUCAAGGCUCGUUUUGUGCCCUCAAGCGACGACCUAGUGUGUGUGGGCUCCAUGAUGUGGCCACGCAGGGUUGAGGUGUGGGGGCGCGACGGCAGCCUGAAGCACGAGCUGGCCUUUGAAGCCCUGGGCUCCGUCAACAGCAUCCUGGCCUUCCACCCCCAGCAGCACGCCCUGGCCGGAUGCAACUCAUCAGGGAGGGUGUACGUGUAUAUGUGAGGUAACGCACACACACACGUGCACACACACACACACAUUUGCACACAUAUAUUUUUGCCCAUUCCAUGCCAAAAAAAAACUACAAAUAAGUAAGAAUACACCCACACACACACACAUUAUUAUCGUGCUAGGAAUCUCAAGUAUUAUGUGUACGCCAUUCCAGUUUAGUUUUAUCUUUUUUUUUUUUUUUUUUUUUUUUUUUUCCCUAAUGACUAGGUAUUUUUAAAACUAUUAUCUUAAGUAAUCUGGGUCACAGUGAUUUAUUUUUCGUAUAUACAAUUUUUUUUACAGAAUAUACUUGUGUGAAGGUCAAUUUUUAACCCAGUAGCUUCAGGGAUCAUGAUUCUUAAAGGCCCCUCUAAGCGAGAAAAAUGAGAAAAAAUCAUCACUCGUGCAAAUCAUUUCAUAAUAAAUAUCAACGCAUUUGUGAUCACUUUAUGCAUCAUCUAUUUUUGGGGGGUUUAUAUCAUGGCAAAAAUUUGGCCCAUCGCUGGUACACGGUAAAGCCACAAAUAUGGCCCAUCGCUGCUACCAGGUUAAGUGUGAGGAUGGCCGCAUGCUAUUCCCUAAUGAAAGAGACUAUGCAGCAAUUACUACUGCUUUUACUACUUAAGGGUCAGGUGGUUCUGUAGGUAUGGUGCUUGGCUUGUGACGGAAAGCUUAAUUUUAAUACAAGUUAAGAAUCCCUUAUCCAAAAAUGUUGCAGAUUUCAGAUUUUUGCUGAUUUUGGAAUAUUUUAUCUAUCAGGAGGCCCUUUUGACAUUUUCAGCAAUAUUUUUACACCACAGAGCAUACAACACACGGUAAUCACAAUGAGUAACGAGCGAAGAUGUUACUGUGGCGACUUUUGACUACAAAUUAACACAUAGCAGCACAUCAGGGUUGCUAGGUCCUGGACUGUGUUCCCGCGCAAUCCCAUCCCAAAAGCCGCCCAAAACCUGCGACCUCGGUCUCAAAAAACUUUCGGAUUUUGGAAUUUCGAAAAAAGGAUUCUCAACCUGUACCGGCUCAUGGCAGCUCCUUGAUGAGAAGCAGCGCUCUUUGUAACCUUGACAGAGAUACAUGGUCAUGGUUACCUAGCUAAGGGUCAUUCCUAAACUCUUUUAAUAGUUCCUCUAUUACUACUACUACUACUACUACUACUGUUACCCCCCAUCUGCCUCUACCAUUGUUAUUACCUUGGCAGCUGUACCUGAAGGCAUUGUCAUUGUUACCUCAGCACAGGUUAAGAAUAGUUUAAGCAGGCAUGAAAUGCCUAACCAUGUUCAAAUAAUUCUCUCGUAAUAAAAUUUAAGAGACGAAAA
Messenger RNA from Eriocheir sinensis (Chinese mitten crab), 3467 nucleotides. Its product is annotated as WD repeat-containing protein 76-like. Lineage: Eukaryota; Metazoa; Arthropoda; Malacostraca; Decapoda; Varunidae. The record is from RefSeq and is a predicted model, not a curated record. Gene Ontology annotation, molecular function: protein binding; DNA binding. Gene Ontology annotation, biological process: regulation of DNA damage checkpoint. The coding region runs from base 172 to 2163 and encodes 663 amino acids. Gene Ontology annotation, cellular component: nucleus. The transcript is spliced from 15 exons.